GGCUGAGCCACAUCAUGGUUUUAAAACCCUUGUUCCCAGUCUCUCUUUCUCUCACCUCGUGUCACAACUUGAGAAGGGUGCAGUGAAAAGAUGGGCACUUUUUACGCUGUUGCAGUUUUACUGGCAGUCUUAGCCUAUCAAGCAAAUUGCUUGCAAAAUGCCCUUACUGUUGAUGAAGCAUACAGGUUUUCAAGUACUCUACAGAAACAUAAUGCAAAGGAUCUGGAAGAAGCAUAUCAUGUUGUAAAAGCACUUAGCGCACUUGGAAAAGGCGUUGAAGAGGAUUAUUGCAGCUUUGCAUCAAACAAUUUGAAGAAAGAUGUUAAAUCAAUUUUCUAUUAUUCAGAAAUUGUGAAGUCUCUAGGUUGCCAGAAUGCUGUCAAAAGCAUUGAUGGCGUAGAUGAAAAGGACACAAACAGUAUCUCUUUUGCAAUUGCAGCACAUGCUAAUCUGGGUUUGAAAGUUCAAGAUAACUUGGUAAAAGCCCUUGAAAAAGCUGUCAAAAGUGAUGAUUCACCAGCCAGUUCUGCAAAUGCUUUUUAUGCUGCAAGUCUGCUUCCCAAAGAAACCAACCUGAAGUUCUUGACAGACCUUGUUGAAGAUAUUGUUGCUCAGGCUGAUGAAAUCGACAAUACAAUUUUAAAGUUUGAAGGUGGAUUGCCUGUGACUGCUGCUGUUGUUAGAGGUGUUCUUGCUUUGGCAGAUUCACAAAACAAAGCUUCUUCACUUUCUGCAGAGCAACUGACAAAGUUUGCCCAAUAUUUCUUGCAAAGAAAAUAUGUCAUGGAUGUCAAGGGUAUCUUUGAUGUUGCAACUGUGCUGUCUAAAUUAUCAAAGAACAAGUUUCAAGUUCCUGUUGUGGUGUCAGUUUACAAGGCUGACAGAAUGACUGAAAAGAAUAGAAUUUACAAGGUGAGAGUUACUGAUGUCAUGGAUAACUCGAUUCCAGAUGUUGAAGUUGUUGCAAAAUCUGUUACUUCUGCAGCUGGAGAUACAGUUGCUGAAAAUGUUGCUUUAGUUAAAGGACCCAAAGAUGACUACCUUAUUGUCAAGUCAGAAAUUGCCAAAGGGUACAUUGCUGCCAACUCAUAUGUUUAUGAUUUUGGCACAGCUGAAAGAGGCAUCUAUACAUUGACGUUGAAUGUAGAGUUUAAGAAAAAUGCCAAUGUUUACAUUGGUGGAAAGGAUGCUGAGCUGAAAGCUAAGGUUUUGUCAAGAAUUACUGUUGAAAAUAUUGAAGUUGGUAUUGCAGACAGAGAGCAAUCUGCAUCCUCCAAGGCAAUCAAAGUAAAAUUCCCAGAGAGCAUCAAGUCUGAUCUUGAAGCUGAUUAUCAUCAAAAAAUUAUCAUGAAAUUCACAUUGAAGGAGUUGUCAGGAAAUCCAACAACUGUUCAUCAGGCGUUUGUAAGGCUCACACAUGUUGCAACUGGACAAGAAAUCUUUUUUGUUGCCCAGCCAGAUGAUGAUGUUUACAAAUUUACUCUUGAUCUCGGAACAACUGGCAAGGAUUCAUUCAACAAUCUUUCUGGAAAGUACAAAAUGGAUCUGAUUGUUGGUGAUAAGUUAGUACAAAUCCCAAUUAAAUGGAAUGUGGCCACUGUUUCACUCAGUUUUGCUGAAGAGCCAAAGAAAACAAAGAAGCAAGCUCGUACAACAGAACCGCUGCCAGUUAUUGAGCACAUGUUCCGCGUUCCGGAUAAACGCCCACCCAUCAUCGUUUCCAACGUUUUCACAGCUUUGAUUGCAGUUCCAUUCUUUGUGAUGCUUAUUUGGUGGAUCCAACUUGGUAUAAAUGUCUCGAACUUUGAUUUCUCUGUUCCAACAUUGAUGUUCCACAUUGGCCUUGCAGGUAUAUUUGGACUUUACUACAUGUUCUGGAUUAAAUUGAACAUGUUUACUACUUUGAAGUGGCUGGCACUAUUUGGUAGUUUGGCUUUCCUGGGCGGUAACAAAAUGUUAGCUGCCAUGGCUGCCAAAAAACAAACAAAGUCUUGACAUUUGCACGCGCUAAUUGAUGUAUUGAAAUUAUAAGAACACGUUGAAAACCUUUUUUGAUAUCUGAAUCGAAAUAAGUAACAUUUUUAGUGUAAA
Rhopilema esculentum is the source of this 2091-nucleotide messenger RNA. Its product is annotated as dolichyl-diphosphooligosaccharide--protein glycosyltransferase subunit 2. Gene Ontology annotation, cellular component: oligosaccharyltransferase complex; membrane. The record is from RefSeq and is a predicted model, not a curated record. Gene Ontology annotation, biological process: protein N-linked glycosylation. NCBI's taxonomy places the organism in Eukaryota, Metazoa, Cnidaria, Scyphozoa, Rhizostomeae, Rhizostomatidae.